This is a messenger RNA of Macrobrachium nipponense, 501 nucleotides long. RefSeq lists its product as uncharacterized. The coding region runs from base 1 to 501 and encodes 166 amino acids. The transcript has a single exon. The record is from RefSeq and is a predicted model, not a curated record. NCBI's taxonomy places the organism in Eukaryota, Metazoa, Arthropoda, Malacostraca, Decapoda, Palaemonidae.
AUGGCAGAGAGGAUGGUGUUAAACAGAUUGCUGUGGAAAACAGGACCCUUACACCACCGCGUAUAUGCCUACAAAGAGGGGAUAGGCACACAGGAGUGUCUAGCAGAUGUGAUGGCCACAAUAAAUAACAAGAAAGCAAUUGUAGUAUUCCUCGACCUAGAAAAAGCCUGCAAACUUGCCAGUGCUGCUGCCAUCCUGGCAGCCUUAGCCGACAAAGCAGUUAAAGGCAACCUUCUGGCAUGGGCUAAAGGAUACAUGCGAAACAGGCAAGCCAGAGUUACUUUUCAAGGUGCAACCUCUGAAUUCCUCAAUCUGGAAAAUGGAACACCUCAAGGAGGAAUACUCAGCCCCUUCCUCUUCAACAUACUAAUGGAGAAACUAGCCAACAGCAACUUGCCAAAUGGAGUUGAAAUAUUCAUAUAUGCAGAUGAUGUAUGCUUGGUCAGCACAGACAGGCAUAGAGCCCACCAAAACAUGCAGAUCGCGAUAACACAGAUUUAA